CAUUUUCUGUUGCGUGAACGCAGCUGUUUUUCGUGCGGUGAACUGUCGGAAAGUUUCCUGCCGUCCGGGUGCCUUGAAAAUAAAGGAACUAAAGAAAUAAGUCUAUAUACAAUCGCAGAGGAAGCCUGGGGACAGCUCCAACCUACUUUUACGGGCAGUUAAUCCUACACGAAGGCAGGGAUGAGCUCCGACAAGAGCGUGUACUCCCCCAUGGCGGUGGGAGCCUCGCAGCCCUCUCUCAUCGACUACCCUACAUUUCCCGUCACAUUUGCCCCGGAGGUGGCGGGCCCGGGGAUGGCCGGGGCUCCCGGUCCGCCCGCCGGCGCCCCUUUCCCGCCGCCGGCUGCCUUUGCACGGGGAGUCCCUGGAAGUUACGGGAUGUCCCCGAGUCCCUACGACGGAGGCUACGCGAACCCCUGCCCCCCGCCCUAUGCACCGCGGAGCCAGGCCGCCAUGCACAGCUACGCUGGUGAUGGUUACUACAACGAGGAAGCUCCACCACCGUUCUGUGACAAUGGAGAUUUUGAUUUUGGAUUAGACAACAAGACCAUCCGAAGAGCCUUCAUUAGAAAGGUAUUCCUGGUGCUGAGUGCCCAGCUGUUGGUGACAUUUGCUUUUGUGGCUGUUUUCACCUUCGUGGAUGAGGUCAACGUCUUUGCCAGGGAGAACAUUUGGAUGUACUUCCUGUCCUAUGGUGUGUUCCUUGUGUCAGUCUUAGCUAUCAGUUGCUGUGGGAGCAUUCGCCGACAACACCCUUGGAACCUGGUUGCUCUGUCCAUCCUGACUGUCAGUAUGUCCUACAUGGUGGGAAUGAUCGCCAGCUUCCAUGAGACUGAGUCAGUCAUCAUGGCAGUGGGCAUCACAGCUUUUGUGUGCUUCACAGUGGUCAUCUUCUCCCUGCAGACCAAAUAUGACUUCACCUCCUGUUACGGUGUGCUCUUCGUCUGUCUGAUUGUCCUCAUUGUCUUUGGCAUCCUCUGCAUCUUCAUCCAAAACAAGAUUCUGGAGAUUGUGUAUGCUGGAUUGGGAGCGCUACUCUUCACUUGUUUCUUGGCGGUGGAUACUCAGCUGCUGCUUGGCAACAAGGAGCUGGCCCUGAGCCCUGAAGAGUACGUGUUUGCUGCUCUGAACCUGUACACAGACAUCAUUAACAUCUUCCUCUACAUUCUUGCCAUCAUCGGCAGAGGAAGAGGAGGCUGAGCAGGGGCUGUGACAGAUCAAACAGAAAAUUUUAAGUUCUUGUCCAUAAUCAUAAUUUCAUGUUACUAUUGAGCUUGUAUUCAUUCCAUGGUCACAGGUUGCUUUUGCUUCAUUUAUUGUAGUGUUUUACACAAUAAGAUAAAGUGGUGGUCUUAAUUUGUAGGUUUGUUGAUUGCUGAAUUCUUUAUGAUGUAUAUAACUUGAUGUAUAAAAGUGUAUUUUGCUUUAUGAAGAUGUACCUUAUGCCACACAAAUCAUUAAAUGACGUAGAGAUGACAAAACAAUCCCAACUUGAAACUUCAUUUCGAUGUUUGUUUUUAUUUCCCCCUCCGGGGGCUUUCAGUUGUAUCACACAUCAUCAUAAGGAGUUUCUUCAAUAAACAUGAGAAGAAAAAAAGUGUUAUGGCACAUGUGCUUAUUAUCAGCUAUGAUUUUCAUCUGUUACAUGUGUGACUUGACCUUGUUCACUUGCACUGGAGAAAUCUUGUCCAAUUAAUUUUGGGAUUGUUUUGUCAAACCACUAUUUUCAGGGUCAAAAUUGAUUUAAUGUCUUUCUUUUGCAAUCUAGGAAAAAGCUAAAAGAAAUGAGAAGGGCUAAUAAAUAAAUUCCAGUGAAUUAAAUCAUAACCAGAGUCUCCAAGGCAACAAGGAAAAGGGAAAAAAAAUAAAAAUAGUGAUGACACUCUUUUACUCAUUACUAUUAAGUAGUCUUUUUAUGUGGUAUUUCUAUGUACUGUCAGGAAUUAACUGUCUCAAUUAACUGACUUAAUUUUUGACAAAUUUUCUAAACUCAAGUCUGACCUUUUGUGUACGGAAUAAAAAUUAAAUAAAAACAA
Molecule: messenger RNA, 2036 nt
Organism: Cololabis saira (Pacific saury)
Lineage: Eukaryota; Metazoa; Chordata; Actinopteri; Beloniformes; Belonidae
Gene: grinab
Product: glutamate receptor, ionotropic, N-methyl D-aspartate-associated protein 1b (glutamate binding)
Exons: 7
Coding region: 181-1200 (339 amino acids)
Biological process (GO): negative regulation of apoptotic signaling pathway
Cellular component (GO): endoplasmic reticulum; Golgi apparatus; membrane
Source: RefSeq, a predicted model, not a curated record